This is a messenger RNA of Aphidius gifuensis, 2247 nucleotides long. RefSeq lists its product as uncharacterized. Lineage: Eukaryota; Metazoa; Arthropoda; Insecta; Hymenoptera; Braconidae. The transcript is spliced from 5 exons. The record is from RefSeq and is a predicted model, not a curated record. The coding region runs from base 733 to 1533 and encodes 266 amino acids.
AUAGUUGUGAGUCGUGUUUGAUCCUGCAAACACGUAUUAACCUUUGACAUCACGUGUCAUCAGUAUCGUAAAAGUUGAAACAAGUUUUUUUAAAAAUAAAAAAAUAUAUACGUCAAGUCACUAUUUAACAAUGCCAGUAAUUUUUUUUUUCUUUUUGUUUUUAUUAAUAAAUUAAUUAAUCAAUUGAAUAUAUUGCUUUUUUUUUUUUUUGAAUUUAAAAAGUGAAGUUAUUAAUAAUAAUUGAAGUGAUAAUUAUUAUUUUUCAUUAGUUUAUCUGUGUUAAUUAAUUUUAUGUGAAAAAAAAAUAUAAUUAUUUGUGAUAAUUGUCAUGUUUGGAUAUAAAAAAAAAAAAAAAAAGUGUCAAGUGACAGGAUUUGAAUUAAUUUGUCAUCAUUAAAAAGAUUAAAAAUAAAAAAGCUAAUAUUGAUAUAAUUAAUAAAUGUUAAAAUUUAAAUAGAUUAAAUAAUAGUUAAAAAUUAUAUAAAAAAUGUAUGAAAAAUAAUAGUUUAUAAACUGUUAUACGAGUUAAUUAUCACGGCACAUAAUUUUGAAUUUAUUGACCAAAAAAAAAAAGUAUAUAUAGUGUUGUGGUGAUAGUUAAAUUAUAUACAGAAUAAAAUAACCAGACACAUGUUUCACUUAAUUUAAAUAUUAACGCGGUCUCGCUCAAUUGUGCCGCUAAAACAAAGAAAAAAAAAACGUACAAAAAAAAAAAAAUAACUGUGCGUUAUUAUGGAUGGACACUGGUCUUUUGAUCUUUUGUGUCUAUUUUUUUUUAUCACUCUACUUCUCAAAGAAGCUGAGCCAAUAAAAAUAACGUCAGUUGAAAUACCAAGUGUUAUUAAAGCUGGUACACUUGAAACAAUAUUAGACUGUAAAUAUGACAUGGGAUCAUCAUCAAACGAUGAUUUAGUUGUUAAGUGGUAUGUCAAUGAUGAUCUACUCUAUCAAUGGAUAUAUGGCUCAAAACCAAGAGCAUCUGAAGAGUAUAUGCACUAUAUUGAUUCAACUUAUAAUGCAAGUACUGAUCCAAAUAUGGAAUACAGAGCUGUCAAACUCAUCAAACCAAGUCAUUUAAUAACUGGCAAAAUCAGAUGUAGUAUAUCAGCACAGGAUGGAGAAGAUGAAGCAUCAAGAGACAUGUUGGUUUACUCACCUGAAAAAGUAUUUCGGUUAUUACAUCCAAAAAUGAGUCAUGAUUCUCGAUUACUAAUUGCUAAAUGUUUGGCUGAGGAUAUUUUUCCAAAACCAAUAAUCAAGAUUCUUCGUGACAAUCAAACAGUUGAGGAACAAAAAGUAAAUUAUAAAUUAAAUCCUGAUGAUGGCCGAUAUAGCGCCGAGACAGUUGUUGAAUUGCGGAUGGCUGAAAUUCAAUUACCAACCACAUUUGAGUGUCAAGUAUCCAUCAAGUCUGCCAAUUAUACUUCGAAUAGAAAAUAUGUAUACAAUGAUGGAAAUAGACAGAAUUUUUCUCUCACAUUUAUCAUCAUAAUAAGUAUCCUCGUUGCAGGAACAACGAUAGUCGAUAUCUAAAUCCAAAAAAUUAAAAAAAAAAAAUUGAAAUAUAAUAAAAGAAAUUUUAAUAUUUAAAAAAAACAAAUACAAAAUGAAUUUUAAUAAGCGUAAAAAAAGACAGAGUAAUAGUUAAUUUUUUUCUUUAUAUUCUCUAAUACUUGGCUAUUGAAUUUUUUUAUUUAAUUUUUAUUUUAUUAUUAAAAACUUUUCUAUAAAUUAAAAAUAACAGCCAUUUAUUUAGUGAAUCGUUCAUUGACUAACAGGGUACUAAACAAAAAAAAAAAAAAUAUGAAAAACCUAUAACCAAAUAUUUUGUUUGUUUUUAUAUAAAAUUAUUAUAAAAAAAAACUUUUAUUUUAUUUUAUUUUUUUUAAAUAUAUAUAAAAACUUUUAGUUAUUUACAACGUUAAUUGGAUCAAUAUUAACUUGCUAUUAUUUUUUUUUAUAUUAAAAGUUUUGUUUAAAUAUAAAUACCAGUGUUUUAUAAUUUAAAACAAUAAACAAUGAAAAUAAAUAAUAAUUUUGUUCGUAUAUAGUAUGAUUAAUUACAACGGGUGUAUAUUAAAAAAAAGAAUAUUUAAAAAAGGGAUUUUAUAAUCAACGACAGGUCCGAAAUAAAAAAUGCCAGUGUAUACGAGAGAAAAAUAAAAAAUAAAAAAAUUUAGUUUGCAAUAAUAAGCGUUAAAGAGAAGCUUUUCAAGCUGCGUAUGAAAAAAAAAAAAUUAUAUCAGA